AUGUCGGUGUUUGGAAAGCGUGGAGCUUUUGAGCUUCGAAAUCUGGCCGUUCCGGGUCACAAGCUUUCCACAUGCGCAUUGCGCCCUUUCUCCGUUCUCAACCGCCCGCCGCCAAACUAUCCCGGCCAUGUCCCAUUAACAACCAUUGAGCGAGGUGCGCUGGCCGUGGGCUCAGCAAUUGGGUCUCUGAUCAAUCCUCGCAGAGCAGAUCUAAUCGCAGCUCUCGGCGAAGCAACUGCUACUCCGUACUUCAUCUACCGUCUCAGAAAUGCCAUGCUUUCUGACCCAACAGGCCGCCGCAUCCUACGCGACCGUCCCCGCAUCACCUCCGACACUCUCCAACUUUCCUACCUCCGCACCCUUCCCGAGAACUCCGUUGGCCGAACAUACGCCACAUGGCUUGAUCGCGAAGGUGUGUCACCAGACACUCGGGAUCAAGUCCACUACAUAGAUGAUGAAGAAUGCGCCUACGUUAUGCAGCGGUACCGGGAGUGUCACGACUUUUACCACGCGGUGACAGGACUUCCCAUUUUUGUAGAGGGUGAACUGGCGUUGAAGGCGCUGGAGUUCUUGAACACACUCCUGCCAAUGACGGGCUUGAGUCUGUUCGCGUUUGUGAAAAUGAAGCCUGCCGAGAAAGAGCGCUUCCUGUCACUGCAUUUGCCGUGGGCCGUGCGAAGUGGACUUGGAAGCAAGGAGUUGAUUAAUGUAUACUGGGAGGAAGUAUUGGAGAAGGAUGUUGAUGAACUGAGGGCGGAACUGAAUAUUGAGCGCCCACCUGAUCUCAGGGAUAUUCGGAAGAUGAUUCGACAGCAGCAGAAACGGGAGAAGGAGAAGCUGAAGCAACAGCAGAUGUCGGGCUGA
Molecule: messenger RNA, 864 nt
Organism: Penicillium longicatenatum
Lineage: Eukaryota; Fungi; Ascomycota; Eurotiomycetes; Eurotiales; Aspergillaceae
Gene: coq4
Product: ubiquinone biosynthesis protein COQ4
Exons: 2
Coding region: 1-864 (287 amino acids)
Biological process (GO): ubiquinone biosynthetic process
Cellular component (GO): mitochondrial inner membrane; mitochondrion
Source: RefSeq, a predicted model, not a curated record